CUGAUUUCUCUCCUCGAACAAUCCUGCACGGCGAAUUUUCAACCAGCGAAACCCCCUGAAAGAUCGGCAGGGGUGCCCCAUCGCGAUAAAUCCAAUGGAAGCACCUAUGCCUGGCUUUUCGCAUUCACCCGGUGUCAAGCUGAUGACCCACGUUCAUCCCCUGAUCCCCAUGACGACAAUCGAGGAGCCAGUGCCCGCGUCCUUACCCCGCAGCGUCGUCGACGACAGUGGCAGCUCCAGCUUCGAGCCGUCCCCCUUGCUGCACGAGACACCGAACCCCUUGUUCCCCACGGCCGCUAUCAGCUCGAUGCAUACGACAGCUUGCUCAAGCCUAACGGGAAAAUCCGUGCGACUGCACAAUUCGUCCAGGUUCACUGAGCACAUCCACCUAGACAUUCCUGACGCAUACGGCAACCUAGGCCACAGCAUCAAACACCCAGGUGCGAGCAUAAACGUCGCUGCGGUUGACGCCACAGUAAGCGAGGAGCUGCGCGCCGCGUUCCUGAACCUCAGCGAAAGGCGCCGCAAGAUCGCCUGGGAGAUCCACGAGGAUUCCCGACCCCUCAGCCUGGGGAACCAGGUGGAAUCGAAAUGCGGCGACCUCGUGUGGGUCAAGCGGCUGAAUCCCACGAUGGAGCAGGAUUGGGAGUGGACUUUUCCGGACUGGGAGGCACCGGAGCCCAACGAGGAGAAGGAAGAGGAGGAGUCGCCUCACAAGCGGGAGACGAGGGCCAGGUCAACGCCAGGGUCGGUGUUUUGGCCGUCGGUGCUUUCGCUGCCCGAGAAUGCGGAGAGGCGGGCCUCAGAGCCUGGUCCGGGGGGGCUCAAACGGGCGCGACCGUUGGCGGCGGACGAGGAGGCGCCGCCGAAGAGUCGUCGGGAGAGUUGGGCUGCGGGAUUGAGGAAGUUGCUCACGAGAAAGAGGAAGGACCCCAAGGACGUCAGUUGCCGGCAGUCGCUCGAUUCGGGCGUUAUGAUGGGUCAGGAUGAAGAGCCCAUUGGACCUAAGAAUGAGCGUUGGGAGGACGCUCUUGUGGUGCAUAUGGAUUAUGAUGGGCAGGCUAUUCUGCCUCCUUUAAAACGACGGCCGAGAUCGGGACACUGGCUUGCCGGAUUGGGUAUCAACGAGGUGUAAUAAAACCCUCUAUCCUACUCCCCUUGGAGAAUUGACACCAGGAAAGAUGGGUUGUGUGGAGUAAUAACCGUGUUUGUUCAUUCUACUUCC
Molecule: messenger RNA, 1225 nt
Organism: Pseudomassariella vexata
Lineage: Eukaryota; Fungi; Ascomycota; Sordariomycetes; Amphisphaeriales; Pseudomassariaceae
Exons: 1
Coding region: 95-1135 (346 amino acids)
Source: RefSeq, a predicted model, not a curated record